GGGCUGGCACCGGGGCUGGGAGGCUGCUGUAGAGCCGGGGGGCUGCUGCGGGGAGAGAAGCAGAGCGGUCAUACCGCCGGGCACGGCUCGGUAUAGCUCGGCACGGCUCGGUUUAGCACGGCUCGGCUCGGUUUAGCACGGCACGGCUCGGCACGGCUGGGCACAGCCCGACCCCUCACCUGCCCACAGGAUCCGCGGCACCGCCAUGAUCCGAGCCCGCGGGAGGAAGAGGAAGAGGAGUGGAGCCUUCCGCUUCCCCCGCCCCACGACCCCCCCGUGCCGCUGCCCCCCCUCCGGUCCCUCCCUGUCCCUCCCGGUCUCCCCCGAACCCCCCCCCCCCGGUCCCCAUGUCCCGUCCGGACGCCCCGGGAGGCCCCGGCCCCGACUCCCGGUACCGCGGGGGCCUCCAGCACCCCGCCGGCUCCCGGCAGCCGCACCCCCUGUACCGGACCAGCAGCCAGGCCUACGGGAGCAGAGCCCCCACGGUGCACGAGGUGCCGACCACCUUGCACGUCACCUCACACACGUUUUCGAACGCUCUGGCGCAGUGCGGCAUGUACAGAAAUAACGGGCUCAACACCUACCUGGAGAAGAGCCACGUCACCGGCCCAGACAACUUCAUCACCCCCUAUGACACCCUCAACUUCCAUCCCAGCUACAACGCCAGCAGGCCGUCGCACUGUUAGAGCUGUGGCAGCAGCAGCUACAAUACCAAGCCACUUCAGUUUAGUGCUGGCUGCAUAGGUAAAAAAAUAAACAUCCCCUACAAAAAAUAAGCAGGCAAAGAACAGCACUGACCUUACCUUAAAUCUGUUGUCACAGCAGAAACGUAGGCUGUGCGCAGGGAAUUAAGUGGGUAAGCAACCCGGUAUGACAACCACAGUGUUGAGAGAGUCCUAAACUUAAUCUGCUGUUUCGGAGCUGUUGUCUUAAUAAAGAAACACAUGCAGGAAAA
Molecule: messenger RNA, 955 nt
Organism: Cygnus olor (mute swan)
Lineage: Eukaryota; Metazoa; Chordata; Aves; Anseriformes; Anatidae
Gene: PIERCE1
Product: chromosome 19 C9orf116 homolog
Exons: 3
Coding region: 348-686 (112 amino acids)
Biological process (GO): axoneme assembly
Cellular component (GO): axonemal microtubule
Source: RefSeq, a predicted model, not a curated record